AGCAUUGUUUCACAUUCCUCAGUAUCUAAAAUAUUCCAUUCCUUACAAUAUAUUUUUGCUGAAACAAACUAAAUAAAAUAAAAACUGAAUACACCGAAUAACAACAAUAUCGCUUCGCGGAAUUAGCACGAGCUCCAUCCGAAAAAAAGAAAAAAAACGGUUUUUCUGCCCAGCAAAAAUCUUAAAUCAAAGAAAAUUACUAACAACAACAGCGAAUUGCAUUGGCUACUGGAAGAAAAGUGCAGCUAAAACUGCAACGACAUCAUAGGCUCCAUCCCGCUGCUCCAUACAUACCAGUGUGUGUGUAUGCAAGUGUGUGGGUGUGUGCAACUGCAUCGUAGGUUCCAGUAAAAAGCAGGAGGAAACAAGACUGCAACGCUGAAAAUCCAAAUAUUUUUUUUGUGCUGUGAGAUGUGAAAAGGAGUUAAAGCGAAAAUUUGAAAAGAGCAUUUCUCCCACUGCAUUUUAGUGCCCACGCAAAAUUGCCGCAAAACCAAGAACGAGGAAGAGCAGUGGAAGUGGACAGCAGCAGCACACCAGCAAAGUAUCAAACAGGCUCGGUUCGGCUCAGCACAGCGCGCUAACUUCAACUUUGUGAACGCAGUCAGUCGACGCAGACGUCGCCGUCAACGUCAACAGCACUGUUGUUGCAUUUGCUGCAGUUGGCCCAAUCGCUGCUGUUGCUCUUGCAGUUGCAGUUGCAGUCGCCUCGUUGUGGUCGCCGCGAGUGUAGGGCAGCAUCGGAAGAGAUAGUGAGACUCUGAGCAACGCGCAGCGAAGCAAGCAGCAGAAACAGCUAAACCACACAGAGAAAGGACCGGCACCUGGUGUUACAGUACAAAAACCAAAAAACCAAAACGGAUCCCAAACACAGCGCCAAUUUUGCAGUGCAUUCCAAGCGGGGCAAGAGGAAAGGUAAAGACAAGAAACCAAUCAUGGACGUCGAAUCAUCAUCCCAUAACAAACAAGCCAACGGUGGCGGUCGUCGCCACAACUCUGGAGGCUCCGACUCCAAGGAGAGCUCCGUGGAGCGCGAACUGAAUGGCGACAUCCAGGCAGUGGUGCUCAAUAGCGGCUCCAACGGUCAUGGUCUCAUCAAGAAGCCGCUACCCGUCGGCGACGACGGACGCAUCAAACGCAAGGCCAAGAGGCUCAUACAGAGACAACACAGUGGCAGCAAUGGCUCUGCCGCCGUGCUAACCAAUGGCAGUGGCUCGGGAUCGGGUGGUUCCAGCGGUGGUGGUGCCGUUACUGCGAUUGCCACCGGGAUUUUACCCCAGCCAGGUGGAUAUGUGGUGCCGCAUCGUCGCUGGAAGAACAGCCGUCGCUCACGGAAUCUGACCCGUGGUCGUGGGCUGCCCAAGAAGGGCGGUGGUGGCGGCAAGGGUGUGUGGGGUCUGCCCGGCUCCGAGGCUCUGGCCGAGCUCUACGAGGACGAGAACGAUCCCAACUAUGACAGCGACUGCAAUGAUCGGAAUGUGGAGCUCCGUGAGGUGAUCACCGAGACGACACCGGAUGAGUUUUUCAAGCUGGCCGAGCCGAUUGUCUUGGAAUACUACGAGCACGGUGACACACAUGAGGUGGCCCUCAGUUUUGAUGAGAUAUUGCAAGGUCCUUUGCGGGAACGGAUUACCUCGAUUCUCGUGGAGAUUGCCAUGGAUCACAAGGACUCGCAGCGCGAGAUGACCUCGGUGCUGAUCUCGGAUCUGUAUGGUCGUGUCAUUACUGGCAAGGACAUCGAGAAGGGCUUCAACAUUCUCCUGUCCAAUUUGCCCGAUCUCAUACUCGACACCCCAGAGGCUCCCAUCAUGCUGGGCAAUUUCAUGGCCCGCGCCAUCGCCGACGAUUGCAUCCCACCGAAGUUUGUGUCCAAGCCCGAGGAGCAUCUUCAGUUGAGUGAGUAUGCCGAGCAGGCUUUACGCCGUGCCGACUCGCUGCUCCAUAAGCAGGUCUGGGCGCAUCUCGACAAUGUCUGGGGCAUGGGUGGGCCCCUGCGUCCAGUGAAGACCAUUACCAAGCAGAUGACAUUGCUGCUCAAGGAGUAUAUAUCGUCGCGCGAUGUCGCCGAGGCCCAUCGCUGUCUACGAGCGCUCGAGGUGCCGCACUAUCAUCAUGAGCUGAUCUACGAGGCCAUUGUCAUGACACUGGAGUCGCUCAGCCAGACCACCGAGGAGGCAAUGUGCGAGCUGCUUAAAUCGCUUGAUCUCACAUGUCUGGUGCUGCCAGCGGGCAUGGAGCAGGGCUUCAUUCGGGUAUUUGAUGACAUGGCGGAUAUUGUGCUGGACGUGCCCUUGGCCUAUAUAAUACUCGAUCGUUUCGUCGAGCGCUGCAACCGGGCCGGUUUUCUCACCGACAAGAUCAUUAAUAAUGUGCCAUCGCGCGGACGCAAGCGCUUUGUCUCUGAAGGCGAUGGCGGGCAUGUCAAGCCGGCUAUUUUACCCAUGCGCGACUAAAUUGGGGGAAAUUUUCCAAAAGCGGGGUCUUAUGUAGUACACAUACUUAUAUAAACAGCCCCCACCCCCCAACAAAAACCCAAAGUCAACCAAAACUAUUAGCAGCAACAACAACACUGAAGGAAUGUAUCUGAGGAGUGGCAAAGAAAAACACAACUACAAAGGGACAAAUAUCAGGCUGAGGAUUUUGAGGAGCAGCAGCAGCCAGACAGCAGCAGUAUAGGAAAGAAAUACAUUUUUUGUCGCAAAUUUUAUUGAUCAAGCGUCCACACGUGAAAGAAGUUAUUGCUAAGCUAUCGAGAAAACAUACAACAUACAACACACAACAAAAACAACAACAACAACAAAAACCGACAAAAAACAACAUUUAACAAUCAAUCCGGAAGUUGAUCUCCGCGUUUAAACUAUAACCAUACGAUUUAACCUACACACAUACAUCAAUACAUGCAUAUAUAAUUAAUCUAACGAGAAACAGCAAAUCUAAAGCAAGAAUUAUAUAUUUUAAAUAUGUGUAUAAACAAAAA
Drosophila pseudoobscura is the source of this 2977-nucleotide messenger RNA. RefSeq names its product Programmed cell death 4 (gene Pdcd4). The coding region runs from base 936 to 2453 and encodes 505 amino acids. The record is from RefSeq and is a predicted model, not a curated record. Gene Ontology annotation, cellular component: cytosol; nucleus. Lineage: Eukaryota; Metazoa; Arthropoda; Insecta; Diptera; Drosophilidae. Gene Ontology annotation, biological process: negative regulation of DNA-templated transcription. The transcript has 5 exons.